ACCUCGAUCUCGCUGAAGCAGAAGCAAAUACGAGCUCGUUUAGAGAAAAGCGCUUCUCUCCUCCUCCUCUCUCUCUCUCUCUCUCUCUCUCUUUCUUUCUCUCUCUCUCUCUCUCUCUAGUAUCGGGCUCCGAGCUUUUGCUUUCUUAGUACAAAUUCGAAUUCAAAGUGUCCAAAGAUCUCACCUUUUUCUUUCCCCAUUCCUUUUCUCUCGUAGAGGUGGAGGUGGAGGUGGAGGUGGAGAGCUACAAUGGAUGGGUGGAUUCUGAGCAAUUUGAUGUACAUGGUUUACUAUCCAUUUUUCUGGAGAGAGAAGUAUAAAUUAACACUCAUGUAGUGGAUUCUGAGAGCAAAGUGCUCCUUUGAGCUCCAUUUAGGGUUUGAAGCUUGAGAUUUUGUAACUGGAUCGAUGAAUCUUUCCUUUUAGUAUAAAAAAAUCCAAUUUUGCUUGGAGUGGGGUUAGCAAUGAAGCCCAAUAUGAUGAAUCUGAAGGGCAAAUCCGGUGGAAGGAUGGUUACGACACAGCAGGUGAUCUUCGAAAUGAAGCACAAGUUGGUCCUUUCGCUUAAUAAGCUUGCGGAUAGAGACACCCACCAAAUCGGAGUGGAGGAGCUUCAAAAGGCCGCCGAGGGUUUAUCGCCUGAAUUGAUCGGCCCCUUCGUUUCUUGCAUUACCGAUACAGAUUCGGAGCAAAAGAGCGCGGUUAGGAAGGAGUGUGUGAAGGUUAUGGGAACCCUAGCAAGGUUUCAUGGGAGCCUUUUGGCUCCUCACCUGCCGAAAAUGGUGGCGAGUGUAGUUAAGCGUUUGAAGGAUUCAGAUUCAGUUGUUAGGGAUGCUUGUGUGGAAACUUGCGGUGUUUUAGCUAUGAGCAUAAGAAACUAUAAUGGUGCUAAUGGUGAAGGCGGUAGUGGAGGGUUCAUUAUAUUGGUUAGGCCGCUUUUCGAAGCUUUGGGUGAGCAGAAUAGAUAUGUACAGGCCGGUUCGGCUCUGUGUUUGGCUAAAGUUAUUGAUGAGAGCGGCGAUCUCUCUUUGUCGAUUUUGCCUCAAAUGCUGGCUCGUGUUGUUAAGUUGCUAAAGAAUCCGCACUUCAUGGCAAAACCAGCGAUAAUUGAAUUGAUCAGAAGCAUUAUUCAGGCUGGAGGUGCUUCUUCUCAGCAAGCUUUAUCUACUGCUAUAAACAGCAUUACAGAAGCCCUUAAAAGUAACGACUGGACAACACGAAAAGCUGCUUCUGUGGCUUUGGCAAGUAUAGCCAUCGGUGCUGGAUAUUUGUUGGGUUCUUUUAAAGCUUCUUGCCUUCGCUCCCUCGAAUGUUGUCGGUUCGACAAGGUCAAACCAGUGCGUGAUGCAAUCUUGCAUGCCGUUCAGUGUUGGAAAGCUCUUCCAGGGCCUGGUUCUCCCGAACCUUCUGAAGUUGGAUCUUCAACAAAGGAAAAUUUUGGCGGAGAUUACCAUGAUGUCACUAGCGUUAGUGAUGGUGGAUGGAGAGAUUCCUCUUUUCGGAAGGCCACCCCUGUUUCUGUUCUAAGUGGUAAUUCUAUUACUUCGAUGAAGAAAAGAGCUCCAUUAUCCAUGAAGAGAACAACAUUAAACAGCGUGUCUAAUCACCAAGAAGGAAAAGCAAACGAUUGGCACAUUGAGAUAUCACUCCCAAAGAGUCAUAAUCCAAAGGAUGCUGAAAGAAGGGAAGCAAACGCAAUUUUAGAACAAGGAAUAAAAUAUGAAUAUGAUGCUGCAGAUUAUAAGCCAGAGAGCUCCUCAGUUUCGGAUUUAGCUAGCAGGAGCUAUGAGACAAAGCACAUAACAGUUACACAGGAGUGCAUUGAGGAUUGUGAUUCAGAAAACUUAAUAGGGAUAAAUGACAAGUUUGCCCGUCAGGAGAUUGAACCCGGAAGUUUUACAAGUCGGGAGCGGAAGAGUUUGGACUCAACUGUUACUGAUUUGGGUUCGCAAGGUAUGCAUGGUUGUUGUCUUCAUGCGGCAAAUGAACUGACCUUCAUCAAAAAGCAACUUGUCGAGAUCGAAACCAAGCAAGCAAACUUGCUUGAUCUCUUACAGGUGUUUAUGGGUAACUCAAUGGAUAACCUUUCGACGCUACAAUCGAAGGUACAUAACCUGGAGCAUGCUGUACAAAAGAUAGUACACUGUGUUACUCCAAAUGAAAGUUGUUCGACCAUCGCCAUCUCAAAACUUUUGAAGAGCCAAUGUGCUUCUCCAUCCCCUAGACUCUCUAUUUCCACACCUAGGCCAUCCGUGGAAGUCAACUACAAACCGCCGCUUCUAUCUACAAAUAAUGGAGACCUAUGCAGGGAUAAUGCUUCUCCUAAAAGCAGAACAGCUACCUCAGUCAAAGUGGGAGUUGACCUAUGGAGGGAUCCUACUCUCAAUAUAGCUAAGAAUUCAAUAGACGGACGUCAAGGACGUCAGCGGAAAAUCCAUGAAAGGACUUACUGUUCAGCUAGUAAUGAAAGCCCUAGACAAAUGAAACUGGAAUCAAUGACAGGCAUUUGGAAGCAGAUUAAGGAGCUCCUUAGCACUGGGGAUGUGGAAUCUGCAUACACGGAGGCGAUUCAUUCUGGCGCUGAUCAUUGUGUUAUUGAGCUAAUGGAUAGAACUGGGCCUGUUCUUGAAAGAUUGACUCCUGAAACAACCAAUGAAGUUCUGAGGGUUCUUGCUACACAUUUUCUGGAUCAAAGGCUUCUUGAUUCUAGAUUACAUUGGUUGCAACAAGUGGUGGACUUAUGCUCCAAUCAUGAACCAAGACAUAUUUUUCUGUCGCCAAGAGCACAAAUGGAGUUCCUGUCAGCAAUACAUGAAGUGACGACGAAGGGAUUCGUUGAUCCAGUCGACAGAAUUUUGAUCAAGCAGAUCACAACAAAGUUGAGCCAACUUUGCGGUGAUGUCUCGGGCAGGAAACCUCUCCGGAAUAGAGGACCAGCUGGAACAAAAAUAUCAUUAAGCACAGCCAUGAGAUAACUCUGCUGCAGAAAAGUUGAAAAAUGAUAUCCUAUUUCUGCAUCUUUAAUAUCAUGCAAGGACUCCUUUUUUCCUUUUUGUUUCACCUUUUUCGGUGGUUGUAUGAAUGAUGAUUCUCAUUUUUAUCAAUCUUCUUAAUGCUUGUUUAGUUUGAGAAGAAGUUUUGCUAAAUGGCGAUGAUGAUUCACCAUCAUAGAUCGCGAGUUGGACUUGCAAAUUCAUUUGCGCGAAUCGCUGUUUAGGUGCUGCUCUGAAAGUAGAGCAAAAAUGUUCCAAGAAAAAUAUAUAGAUUCUGCAUAGGCUUGAAAAACCAAGGAAAACUGUUUUCUGAAAAAAAAAAAAGAAAAAGAAAAAGAAAAAGAAAGAAG
Ananas comosus (pineapple) is the source of this 3343-nucleotide messenger RNA. RefSeq names its product TORTIFOLIA1-like protein 2. The transcript is spliced from 8 exons. NCBI's taxonomy places the organism in Eukaryota, Viridiplantae, Streptophyta, Magnoliopsida, Poales, Bromeliaceae. Gene Ontology annotation, cellular component: microtubule. Gene Ontology annotation, molecular function: microtubule binding. Bases 465 to 2975 code for a protein of 836 amino acids. The record is from RefSeq and is a predicted model, not a curated record.